Messenger RNA from Closterium sp. NIES-65, 6804 nucleotides. NCBI's taxonomy places the organism in Eukaryota, Viridiplantae, Streptophyta, Zygnematophyceae, Desmidiales, Closteriaceae. The record is from the annotation of a GenBank genome assembly.
AUGCCCUCGCUCCUCCCCCCUCCCGCCCUCGCUCCUCCCCCCUCCCGUCCUCACUCCUCCCCCCUCCCGCCCUUGCUCCUCCCCCCUCCCGCCCUCGCUCCUCCCCCCUCCCGUCCUCACUCCUCCCCCCUCCCGCCCUCGCUCCUCCCCCCUCCCGUCCUCACUCCUCCCCCCUCCCGCCCUCGCUCCUCCCCCCUCCCGUCCUCACUCCUCCCCCCUCCCGCCCUCGCUCCUCCCCCCUCCCGCCCUCGCUCCUCCCCCCUCCCGUCCUCACUCCUCCCCCCUCCCGCCCUCGCUCCUCCCCCCUCCCGCCCUCGCUCCUUCCCCCUCCCGUCCUCGCUCCUCCCCCCUCCCGCCCUCGCUCCUCCCCCCUCCCGUCCUCACUCCUCCCCCCUCCCGCCCUCGCUCCUCCCCCCUCCCGUCCUCACUCCUCCCCCCUCCCGCCCUCGCUCCUCCCCCCUCCCGCCCUCGCUCCUCCCCCCUCCCGUCCUCACUCCUCCCCCCUCCUGCCCUCGCUCCUCCCCCCUCCCGCCCUCGCUCCUCCCCCCUCCCGUCCUCCCUCCUCCCCCCUCCCGUCCUCACUCCUCCCCCCUCCCGCCCUCGCUCCUCCCCCCUCCCGUCCUCACUCCUCCCCCCUCCCGCCCUCGCUCCUCCCCCCUCCCGCCCUCGCUCCUCCCCCCUCCCGUCCUCACUCCUCCCCCCUCCCGCCCUUGCUCCUCCCCCCUCCCGCCCUCGCUCCUCCCCCCUCCCGUCCUCACUCCUCCCCCCUCCCGCCCUCGCUCCUCCCCCCUCCCGUCCUCACUCCUCCCCCCUCCCGCCCUCGCUCCUCCCCCCUCCCGUCCUGACUCCUCCCCCCUCCCGCCCUCGCUCCUCCCCCCUCCCGUCCUGACUCCUCCCCCCUCCCGCCCUCGCUCCUCCCCCCUCCCGUCCUCACUCCUCCCCCCUCCCGCCCUCGCUCCUCCCCCCUCCCGCCCUCGCUCCUCCCCCCUCCCGUCCUCACUCCUCCCCCCUCCCGCCCUUGCUCCUCCCCCCUCCCGCCCUCGCUCCUCCCCCCUCCCGCCCUCGCUCCUUCCCCCUCCCGUCCUCACUCCUCCCCCCUCUCGCCCUCGCUCCUCCCCCCUCCCGUCCUCCCUCGUCCCCCCUCCCGCCCUCGCUCAACCCCCCUCCCGUCCUCGCUCCUCCCCCCUCCCGUCCUCGCUCCUCCCCCCUCCCGCCCUUGCUCCUUCCCCCACCCGUCCUCACUCCUCCCCCCUCCCGCCCUCGCUCCUCCCCCCUCCCGUCCUCACUCCUCCCCCCUCCCGCCCUCGCUCCUCCCCCCUCCCGUCCUCACUCCUCCCCCCUCCCGCCCUCACUCCUCCCCCCUCCCGCCCUCGCUCCUCCCCCCUCCCGUCCUCACUCCUCCCCCCUCCCGCCCUCGCUCCUCCCCCCUCCCGCCCUCACUCCUCCCCCCUCCUGCCCUCGCUCCUCCCCCCUCCCGCCCUCGCUCCUCCCCCCUCCCGUCCUCACUCCUCCCCCCUCCCGCCCUUGCUCCUCCCCCCUCCCGCCCUCGCUCCUCCCCCCUCCCGUCCUCACUCCUCCCCCCUCCCGCCCUCACUCCUCCCCCCUCCCGUCCUCCCUCCUCCCCCCUCCCGUCCUCACUCCUCCCCCCUCCCGCCCUCGCUCCUCCCCCCUCCCGUCCUCCCUCCUCCCCCCUCCUGUCCUCACUCCUCCCCCCUCCCGCCCUCGCUCCUCCCCCCUCCCGUCCUCACUCCUCCCUCCUCCUGCCCUCGCUCCUCCCCCCUCCCGCCCUCGCUCCUCCCCCCUCCCGUCCUCACUCCUCCCCCCUCCCGCCCUCGCUCCUCCCCCCUCCCGCCCUCGCUCCUUCCCCCUCCCGUCCUCGCUCCUCCCCCCUCCCGCCCUCGCUCCUCCCCCCUCCCGUCCUCGCUCCUCCCCCCUCCCGUCCUCACUCCUCCCCCCUCUCGCCCUCGCUCCUCCCCCCUCCCGUCCUCCCUCGUCCCCCCUCCUGCCCUCGCUCCUCCCCCCUCCCGUCCUCGCUCCUCCCCCCUCCCGCCCUCGCUCCUUCCCCCUCCCGUCCUCACUCCUCCCCCCUCCCGCCCUCGCUCCUCCCCCCUCCCGUCCUCACUCCUCCCCCCUCCCGCCCUCGCUCCUCCCCCUCCCGUCCUCACACCUCCCCCCUCCCGCCCUCGCUCCUCCCCCCUCCCGUCCUCACUCCUCCCCCCUCCCGCCCUCACUCCUCCCCCCUCCCGCCCUCGCUCCUCCCCCCUCCCGUCCUCACUCCUCCCCCCUCCCGUCCUCACUCCUCCCCCCUCUCGCCCUCGCUCCUCCCCCCUCCCGUCCUCCCUCGUCCCCCCUCCCGCCCUCGCUCCUCCCCCCUCCCGUCCUCGCUCCUCCCCCCUCCCGCCCUCGCUCCUUCCCCCUCCCGUCCUCACUCCUCCCCCCUCCCGCCCUCGCUCCUCCCCCUCCCGUCCUCACUCCUCCCCCCUCCCGCCCUCGCUCCUCCCCCCUCCCGUCCUCACACCUCCCCCCUCCCGCCCUCGCUCCUCCCCCCUCCCGUCCUCACUCCUCCCCCCUCCCGCCCUCACUCCUCCCCCCUCCCGCCCUCGCUCCUCCCCCCUCCCGUCCUCACUCCUCCCCCCUCCCGUCCUCACUCCUCCCCCCUCCUGCCCUCGCUCCUCCCCCCUCCCGCCCUCGCUCCUCCCCCCUCCCGUCCUCACUCCUCCCCCCUCCCGCCCUUGCUCCUCCCCCCUCCCGCCCUCGCUCCUCCCCCUCCCGUCCUCACUCCUCCCCCUCCCGCCCUCACUCCUCCCCCCUCCCGCCCUCGCUCCUCCCCCCUCCCGUCCUCCCUCCUCCCCCCUCCCGCCCUCGCUCCUCCCCCCUCCCGUCCUCACUCCUCCCCCCUCCCGCCCUCGCUCCUCCCCCCUCCCGCCCUCGCUCCUCCCCCCUCCCGUCCUCACUCCUCCCCCCUCCCGCCCUCGCUCCUCCUCCCUCCCGUCCUCACUCCUCCCCCCUCCCGCCCUCACUCCUCCCCCCUCCCGCCCUCGCUCCUCCCCCCUCCCGUCCUCACUCCUCCCCCCUCCCGCCCUUGCUCCUCCCCCCUCCCGCCCUCGCUCCUCCCCCCUCCCGUCCUCACUCCUCCCCCCUCCCGCCCUCACUCCUCCCCCCUCCCGCCCUCGCUCCUCCCCCCUCCCGUCCUCCCUCCUCCCCCCUCCCGCCCUCGCUCCUCCCCCCUCCCGUCCUCACUCCUCCCCCCUCCCGCCCUCACUCCUCCCCCCUCCCGCCCUCGCUCCUCCCCCCUCCCGUCCUCACUCCUCCCCCCUCCCGCCCUCGCUCCUCCCCCCUCCCGCCCUCGCUCCUCCCCCCUCCCGUCCUCCCUCCUCCCCCCUCCCGCCCUUGCUCCUCCCCCCUCCCGCCCUCGCUCCUCCCCCCUCCCGUCCUCACUCCUCCCCCCUCCCGCCCUCACUCCUCCCCCCUCCCGCCCUCGCUCCUCCCCCCUCCCGUCCUCCCUCCUCCCCCCUCCCGCCCUCGCUCCUCCCCCCUCCCCUCCUCACUCCUCCCCCCUCCUGCCCUCACUCCUCCCCCCUCCCGCCCUCGCUCCUCCCCCCUCCCGUCCUCCCUCCUCCCCCCUCCCGCCGUCACUCCUCCCCCCUCCCGCCCUCGCUCCUCCCCCCUCCCGUCCUCCCUCCUCCCCCCUCCCGUCCUCACUCCUCCCCCCUCCCGCCCUCGCUCCUCCCCCCUCCCGUCCUCACUCCUCCCCCCUCCCGCCCUCGCUCCUCCCCCCUCCCGCCCUCGCUCCUCCCCCCUCCCGUCCUCACUCCUCCCCCCUCCCGCCCUCGCUCCCCGCCUCCUCCUGUUCUCCAUGCAGGCGCUGCCGCACACAGGAGGGCAGUGGGGACAGCAGCGACGAGGGGGGAGGAGGCAGUGGAGGGUGCUCUCCCCGAGCUCUCCCCAUGCUCUCCCCAUUCUCUCCCCGUGCUCUCCCCACACUCUCUCCACGCUCUCCUCACGCUCUCCCCACGCUCUCCCCACGCUCUCCCCACGCUCUCCCCACGCCCUCUCGCCCUUCUCCCCCGUGCUUGUAAUUUCUUCCAUUCUCUCGUCACAUCAUCAUCACCCCUCCACAUCUCUCCCUGGCAGCUGUGCAAACGGGGCCGUCCUAAGGGGACUUCACGCCUGUCUCCUGAGGUGGUGGCUCGGCUAGGCGAUGCCAACCUCAUGUACGCCAUGGGGCGCUACAGUGAGGCCAUUCCGCUGCUGGAGGCAGUGAUACGGGAGGCCCCUGCGGUGCCCGACAGCUACCAGACGCUGGCGCUCGUGUACGACGCAAUGGGGGAUAGGAAGAAGGCCGUGAACCUGAGCAUGAUCGCCGCGCACAUCACCCCUCAGGACACCGCGCUCUGGCGCCGCCUCGCUGCCUGGUCACUGGAACUGGGCAACCCCUCUCAGUCACUCUACUGCCUCUCCAAGGUGGUGCGGCGGGACCCAUCGGACGUGGAGGCGAGGUGGGAGCAGGCGCUGCUGCUGGCGGAGGCAGGGGACUACCGGCGGGCCGCGGCGGCACUGGAGCUCAUGCGCGCACACAGGGAGGCGGACGGGCAGCGGGAGACAGAUGGGGAGGUCUGCAAGAUGCUGGCGCGGAUGUAUCACCGCAUCGACCAAUCAGACAAGGCCAUCGAGGUCCUCCAGUCCCUCCUCUCCUCCUCCUCCACCCCCGCCGCCCCGCUCGAUCUCACGGCUGUAAACAUUCUCGCCGAGCUCUACAUGACCAAGGGAAGCUUCCUGGAAGCGCUGGGUGUGGUGGAGCGAGCGCGGGCGUCGCUGUGUCCUGGGGAGGCCCUGCCGGUGGACCUGGGCGCCAAGGCGGGCACGUGCCUCGUGCGCCUGGGCCGCCUCACAGACGCUCAGCCGUACCUGCAGGCAUUGGAGCAGGAGAGUGCAGGGGACUGUGCAGACCUCUUCACAGAGGCAGGCGAUGCCUUCAUGGCUGUCGGCCGGGCGGCAGAUGCCGUCCGCUUCUACCGCCCGCUCUGCUGCCACUGGGACGACGUGGCCCUCGCUGCUGCUGCUGCCGCCGCUGCAGAUGCUGCUGCUCGGGAUCUCGGGGGUGCUGCUGCUUCAGAGGCCGGUGGGGCAGCGACAGCGUCAGAGGGGCAAGGGGGAGGGGCGGAGGCGUUAUGGCAGGAGGUGGAGGGGCGGGCGGCGGUGUGGGUGAAGCUGGGAGCGGCGUGUGCUGCUGCUGGGCGCGUGGAUGACGCCCUGCUCAUUCUGCACCGAGGUGCGCGUGUGCUGUGGGCGGUGGAGGCUGAUGUCUGGGAGGGGUGGGUGGGUUCUCGGGUACCCACCUGGCACGCACCCCUGCUUGGCCCUUUCCCUCUCCAUCCUCUGCCUUCCCCCUCCCUCUUCCCUCCUACACUCGCUUCCCUCCUCUACACUCUCUUCCCUCCUUUCCACUCUCUUCCCUCCUUUACACUCUCUUCCCUCCUUUACACUCUUUUCCCUCCUUUACACUCUCUUCCCUCCUUCACACUCUCUUCCCUCCUACACUACUCUCUACUGAUUCACUGCCACCUUCCAUCCCCGCUCUCUCGUUGCUCGCACCACUCUCUCCCAUCCUCCCCGCCACCAUGCACCUGCACUUCCUCUUCCCCGCCGCCCAUGUGUCUCCUCCUCCAUCACCGUCUCGCCUCACCUGCACCUGCCACCGUUCAUCACCUCUCUUCACCAAGCCUCACCUCCUUCGACCCUUUCACUUUCCUUCCACUCUCCCCGCUUCUCUCCCUAACACAUGCUCUCCGCUCUUCUAUUCUUCCUCCCUUGCGCUCCCCUCCUCUCCCCCCAGUGGUGGCGUGCCUGCCCUGCCUGCCCCACCCCCGUCUGCACCUCUCCUCUGCGCUCGCCCUCGCGGGUCGCCUGCCAGAGGCAGCGGCGGUGCUGGAGGGGCCGGGGGAGGGCGAGCAGGGGGGGGGCGAGGGGCAGCAGGAAGGGGCAGAGGCAGCACAGGGAGGAUCGCAGGGGGGGGCUUCCGCUGCAGUGGAUGGGGCGGGCGAGGGGGCGGGGGGGAGGAGGGGCGGGGCGGCGUGGUGGAAGCUGGUGGAGGUGCGACUGGCCAGGGCGUACCUGUGGGACAAGGCUGACAACGCCAGCAAGUUCCUGGAAGUUGCGCUGCCCAUGGUGUCCCAGUCUAUGUGGGCAAUCGACAAGAACGAGCGGAUUCUGUCGGCCUUCCGGGCGGCGCACCCGUGGUGGCGGCCGUGGAUGCGGCAGCUGAAGGCGCUGCUGGGCGAGCAGGCGAGGGAGGGCAAGGAGGGGCUGUACCGCGGGCUCAAGCUGCGCCUGCCACGCGGCAUCGCGUCAGUGCACUUCACACACAUGGCGUGCUUGCAGAGGGGGGGGGCACCUCAUUUCUCUCCUCCCUUACACACCCCAUCGCCCCUCUCCCUCCUCCCCUACCCUCCUCCCCCUACCUCCCCUCCUCCCCCUACCUCCCCCCUCAACUCCCUCUUCUACUCCUUCCCGCACAACCCCACCAGCUGCCAGCUGGCGAAUCGAAGGCGCCUGGCUCGGCUGGCAGCAGAGGAGGCGGAGAGGCAGGCAGCGCUGGGGGAGGGGAGGGGCGCGGGGGAGGGGGAGGGGGAGGGGGGAGCAGGAGGAGAGGGGGCGGGGGCGGGGGAGGGGGAGGGGGAGGGGGGAGCAGGAGGAGAGGGGGCGGGGAAGGCAGGUGGUGGUCGGGGGGGGAUUGGCACGGACUCAGUGCGGCUGCAGCUAGAGGUGGGGGGGGAGAGCGAUGUGGGGGACGGGAGACAAUGA